Molecule: messenger RNA, 354 nt
Organism: Melampsora larici-populina 98AG31
Lineage: Eukaryota; Fungi; Basidiomycota; Pucciniomycetes; Pucciniales; Melampsoraceae
Exons: 2
Coding region: 1-354 (117 amino acids)
Source: RefSeq, a predicted model, not a curated record
AUGUCAUCGCCAUUGCCAACUCCCUCGUCCAAGUCCAAUCGCGCUAGAUCUCCUGAAAUAACCUGGCUUGGGAGCACGUCUGGAACUCAGUUUACACCACAAGAGUUUCUUUGUUACCGGUCAUUCCUUGAAGAGGCCAAUCACGUUCUUGAAGAGCCCGAUCACAUUGUUCCGCAUUUAGCUGAUGAUGCAGGUGAGAAUCAAAAUGCAACAGCUGAGGGUAAGCAACAAAACUUCAUCGCGAGAAAACAGGAUGCUGACUGUGACGCCAAAGUAGCCAGACCGCGUAGUCCCUCAAUCAAAAUCGUGGCGUCAAACAUAGAAAGUUGGUAUGAAUCAAUGAAAUCAUGUUGA